Messenger RNA from Prosopis cineraria, 984 nucleotides. Its product is annotated as adenine phosphoribosyltransferase 5-like. The coding region runs from base 155 to 730 and encodes 191 amino acids. NCBI's taxonomy places the organism in Eukaryota, Viridiplantae, Streptophyta, Magnoliopsida, Fabales, Fabaceae. The transcript has 7 exons. Gene Ontology annotation, cellular component: cytoplasm; cytosol. Gene Ontology annotation, biological process: adenine salvage. The record is from RefSeq and is a predicted model, not a curated record. Gene Ontology annotation, molecular function: adenine phosphoribosyltransferase activity.
ACCAAACCAAACCCCUCGUAAUUACUCGCAUAGAAAACUGAGAGCUCUUACUGGGAGCGAGAAACCGAAAGAAAGUCCCCAGCUCUUCCCGCUUCUUCUUCAAACAAAGAGUGUGGUGUGGGAUUACAGAAGCAAGCCAUAACUGCGAGGAAAAAUGUUCGCCGAAGAGAAUGGUCUGAAGGGAGACCCGAGGUUGCAAGCCAUCUCGGAAGCCAUUAGAGUCGUGCCUCACUUCCCAAAACAAGGGAUCAUGUUUCAAGAUAUAACGACAUUGUUGUUGAAUCACAAAGUCUUCAAAGACACCGUUGAUAUUUUUGUCGAUCGUUACAGAGACAUGGAUAUUUCCGCUGUUGCUGGAGUGGAAGCUCGAGGAUUUAUGUUUGGCCCGGCAAUUGCGCUAGGCAUCGGUGCAAAGUUUAUUCCCUUGCGCAAACCAAGAAAGCUGCCAGGUGAAGUCAUAUCAGAAAAAUAUGUUCUUGAAUAUGGAACCGAUUGCUUGGAGAUGCAUGUUGGGGCUGUACAGCCCGGGGAACGGGCCUUGGUUAUUGAUGAUUUGGUGGCUACUGGUGGAACUCUAUCAGCUGCAAUAAGGCUACUAGAACGUGUUGGUGCUGAAGUGGUUGAAUGUGCUUGUGUGGUCGGUGUGCCUGAGGUUAAGGGACAUUGCAGGCUUAAUGGAAAGCCACUAUAUGUUCUUGUGGAGCCACGUCAAAUGGAUAAUGGCUUUUAAGAUGGAUAGGUGAUUCGUACUCCGCUUGGGCUGACAAAAGAGAAGCGUGAUGAUUGUUCCAGUAACGGAGGCCCAUGAUAUGCGGCGACCAAUCAGCACAGAUGAAAGAGUUGUGUCGGGCACCAAGGUUGUAAUUUAACGAUGGGAAAUGUUGCUCCUAAUGUCUCUAAUUUUCUUGUAUGGCUGACAAUUUUUAACAAUCAUUCUUAAAUGCAUGGGACUUUCCUUAAACCGGCACGCAAAGUCGGACAAAA